AUGACGACCGAUCGAGUCGGCGAGUCCUCCGACUCCCUGUCUCGGCGGCGCCCUAAUUUCUCGACACGAACCGCCCAGGAGGAUGUCUCUCGUCUGGCACCUGGCGACUCGGCCCAUUCCACUGCAGAUGAACGGACAAGAUUGCUACCAUGGCCACCUACUCGAUGGGCCCGCCCCUAUGAGCCCAUGAACUCGACGGAACGAAGCGAGAAUCCACAGAGUUCCUCAACAUCGGAUUAUUUCCACGGGAUUUCGAAGUGGUGGAAUAAACGGGCGAGCGAUGACCCAGAGGGCGGAAACAAUGGAGACUCGACUUCUCAACAUCUGUCUCUGUCUGCGGGCCCGCUUCGUGAUUCCAGCGCCGAUAAGAAGGACAAGAAUGCGCACCGCUCAAGAUCAUUCGAUGAACCGAAGAAGCUUGGAACAUUCUCGGGUGUCUUUGUACCUACGACCCUGAAUGUACUGAGUAUUCUCAUGUUCCUUCGUUUCGGUUUCAUCUUGGGACAGGCUGGUGUGCUGGGCAUUCUAGGUCUUCUUGGUGUCUCAUAUACAAUCAACCUUGUAACUACCAUGUCUCUGUCGGCAAUUGCAACAAACGGGACAGUUCGAGGUGGCGGUGCCUACUACCUAAUCUCCAGAUCUCUAGGCCCGGAGUUUGGUGGCUCAAUCGGAAUCGUGUUCUACUUGGGCUAUGUAUUCAACACUGGCAUGAACGCUGUUGGUUUGGUGGAUUGUUUCACCCAGAACUUUGGCUCGAAGUCCGGCGAUUGGGCCAACUUCCUCCAAGAAGGCUUUUGGUGGCAGUACCUGUGGGGAACUGUGAUCUUGGUGCUUUGUACGGCUAUCUGCUUAGCAGGAAGCUCGAUAUUUGCCAGGGCAAGCAACGGACUUCUGGUCAUACUGUUGGUGGCUACUUUCAGCAUUCCACUUUCAGCGAUAUUUUUGAAGCCUUUCCCAGUUCCUCGCCAAGGCGUCGAGUUUACAGGACUUCGAUUGAAAACUUUGAUGGGUAAUCUUAAACCUCACCUGACCAAAGGAGCUGCUGGAAGUCAACUGAAAGGAAGAGAGACCUUCCAAGAUCUUUUUGGCAUCCUCUUUCCGGCCACGGGUGGCAUUUUUGCCGGUGCAAGUAUGUCCGGUGACCUCAAAAACCCAAGCAAGGCCAUCCCGAAGGGUACCCUUUCAGGCUUGGCCUUGACGUUUGUCUCCUAUGGGCUCGUUAUUCUUGCCCUGGCGGCCUCGGUCACCCGGGAAUCUUUCUACAACAAUGUGAAUGUCAUUCAAGUCGUCAACGCUUCUGAUAGCGUGAUCCUUCUUGGAGAAUUCGCAACAAGUUUCUUCUCGGCGUUGAUGGGAGUUAUUGGAUCUGCCAAGCUCCUGCAAGCUAUCGCACGGGACAGUCUUCUCCCUGGAAUAGGGAUGUUCGCACAGGGCACGAGGAAGACUGACGACCCAGUCUAUGCGAUCAUUGUGACAUUUGUGUUCGCUCAAGUCACGAUGCUCUUUGAUAUCAAUCGCAUUGCGUCCUUUGUCACAAUGACCUACUUGAUGACAUUCUUGGUCACCAACCUGGCCUGUUUCCUGUUGAAGAUUGGCUCUGCGCCGAACUUCCGUCCCUCGUUCCACUACUUCAACUGGCAGACUGCAGCAGCAGGGACAUUAGUUAGCGGCGUCAGCAUGUUCUUUGUUGAUGGUCUCUAUGCCACAGGAUGUGUGGGAAUCCUGGUAAUUCUGUUCCUACUGAUCCAUUAUAGUUCUCCGCCCAAGCCAUGGGGCGAUGUCAGUCAGAGCUUGAUCUACCAUCAAGUCCGGAAGUAUUUACUUCGUUUGCGCCAGGAGCAUGUCAAAUUUUGGCGUCCGCAAAUCUUGCUGUUUGUCAGCGAUUUGGACAAGCAGUACAAGAUGGUCUCCUUCUGCAACUCGCUGAAGAAAGGAGCACUUUUUGUACUCGCCCACGUCCUGGUGACCGAUGAUUUCUCUGCAGCUGUUCCCGAAGCACGUCGUCAACAAACAGCUUGGACGAAGUUUAUCGAGUAUUCCAAGAUCAAAGCCUUUGUCAAUAUCUCUGUCUCCCCCGCAGCGGAAUGGGGGAUGCGGAACAUUGUACUCAACUCUGGAUUGGGAGGUAUGCGGCCGAACAUCGUCGUGAUCGACCAAUUCCGAGAGGACCAGUCGCUUGUUGAGACAGUGUCUGCACAUAGCGGUCGCAGGGAUUCCAAGAAUAGACGCGCAAGUACACGCACUGAAGAACAGCAGACUGGAUCGCAAAACCCACCCAUGAGCGGGCAAAGCUAUGUCACGAUCCUUGAAGAUUUAUUGUUCAAGCUGCGGAUCAAUGUCGCCGUGGCCAAAGGAUUCGAGGACUUGGAGCUCCCCGAUCCUCACGGUCGCCACACCAAGAAAUACAUUGACUUAUGGCCUAUUCAAAUGUCUGCCGAGCUUGGAGCCGACCAUGAAAGCAAGCAAAACGUCUUGACCACUAACUUUGACACCUACACUUUGAUCCUUCAACUUGGCUGUAUCCUCAAUACUGUUCCUUCGUGGAAGAAGACAUACAAGAUUCGAGUUGCAGUCUUUGUGGAAUACGAGACCGAUGUCGAAGACGAACGAGGACGAGUUGAAGCCCUCCUGGACAAGCUACGUAUCGAGGCCGAGGUCCUGGUAUUCUGGCUUGCAUGUGGUGACAUCCAGUCCUACCGAAUUAUCGUCAAUGGUGACACAUCCGCAGCGUCACCUGCUGCAGAGGAGAAAGUCCGGUCUACCUUACAAGGAGAGGAGUGGUGGCAGGGAGUGCUCCGAGCUCGUGGUCAAUUAGACGAUUCACAAGAUUCCGACCGUGCAAGUGAGAGCUUGCAGCUGGACAGGUCGUACACCUGGCAAGGACCAUCGAGCCAAGACAGUGGUGCUAAAGCUUUACACCACCGAGUCAGUGGGCUGAGAAAGUUGAUCCAAUCUACUCGUCGCAGGCGAUCCGUCUCCAGCUUCCGGGCGCUCGGAGGAGUGAACCUUGGCAUGCAGACACAUCGCCUGUUAGAUGCAUUUGUCGACUAUGAGAGCUCGGACAGCUCGAAUGAAAGUGACGAUAGCGACUUGGAAGCCUACAGCAGCGACCCGGAGCCCGAGGAUGGCGGUGACGAUCUCUUUGCCCGCAAUGAGCCAUUACCGGUUUCCGGCUCUUCCAGACUGCUUGGAAGGGCUAAGACCGAUGACUGCAGCCCUAGCGCCGAUUCUCCCAGCACGCCGGUGCUCACGAGCUCUGAGGCGGCAGAGAUCGACUCUCACCGGCCCAUUCCCUCGAUCAUUGAGACUGGUGACGAUGCUUCCCCCAAGACUCAAUUCACAGCUCGUCGGCCUCCCAUCAACCGCUCCCCCUCUAGUAAUCGAUUUAGUUCUGCUCCCAUCCCGGAAGCCAAAGUCAACCCCGAGGCGGAGGAAAACAAUGGACCCUCCAUCAUGUUCGCUGCCCAGAACUCGCCCCCACGGUUCACAAACAAGCUUGAUUCCAUCUAUGCCCGUCGUCCAUCUGCUGUGUCUCCUACCUCUCCCGGCACCCACAGCGGCUCACAUCUGCAUGCAGCCGGACCAGCCACGGGAUACCCCGGUGUGGCAUCCGUCCCGCUGUCCUUCAACGAUCUCCCGAGUCGGGCGCAACAUUUGAUUUUAAACGAGCUGAUGGCACAGCAGAGCGGUGAUACUGCGGUGAUUUUCACCACUCUGCCCUCUCCCGUGGAGGGCACCUCGCUUAGUGCGGAGGACAGUGCAUCCUUCCUAAGUGACUUGGACGUCUUGUGGCAAGAUCUUCCUCCUUGCCUGCUGGUCCACAGUAACAGCAUGACUGUGACGAUGAACCUAUGA
Molecule: messenger RNA, 3855 nt
Organism: Penicillium salamii
Lineage: Eukaryota; Fungi; Ascomycota; Eurotiomycetes; Eurotiales; Aspergillaceae
Source: the annotation of a GenBank genome assembly